AUGUCUCAUCCCAAUGUCAAAGCAGGUGGCAAGAUCCUACCCAUCGUGCGCUGGGGUACACCCACCCUGCACCGCGAGUUACGCCCAGCGACGUGCUUCGAUACCAAAGACCUUGACGCCCUCAUUGCAGAUAUGUUCGCAACCAUGUACGCCGCCGAUGGAGCCGGGCUGGGGGCGAACCAGGUCGGCGUGGACCUGAAGAUGUUCGUGUAUGAUUUGACGGACUCGAAGGGGGCAAGAAGUUGGGGGGCUGUGUGUAAUCCUGUCAUCGAAUCUUCGUCUCCGAGGCGGGUCAUCGAUGGCGACCGCCAGUAUGCAGCUGCGGCGGGUAUGAUGCUCCAAGCCGACUCUGGCGGUCAACCACACGCGCAGCAGACCCAAACCAUGACGGAAGGCUGCCUCUCGUACCCUGGCGUCUCGGCCUCCGUCUCUCGCCGCCGCUCCAUCACGAUCAACGGACUAGAUCAGCGCGGCAAGGCUCUAAAGAUCCACGCCUCGGGACUCCUCGGGCACGUGUUACAGCACGAGGUCGACCAUUUGAAUGGGAUCGUCUAUGGUGAUCGUGUACCACCGGCCGUGAGGCGAAACAUGGACAGGGAGUACAGAGCGUUGGAGGGGAAGAGGUCGUAUCCGGACGACUGGCCUGCGACACAAUCGAACCAUAAAUGGCUGAUCUAA
Messenger RNA from Cladophialophora psammophila CBS 110553, 678 nucleotides. RefSeq names its product polypeptide deformylase. Gene Ontology annotation, molecular function: peptide deformylase activity. Gene Ontology annotation, biological process: N-terminal protein amino acid modification; peptidyl-methionine modification. Bases 1 to 678 code for a protein of 225 amino acids. The transcript has a single exon. Gene Ontology annotation, cellular component: mitochondrion. The record is from RefSeq and is a predicted model, not a curated record. NCBI's taxonomy places the organism in Eukaryota, Fungi, Ascomycota, Eurotiomycetes, Chaetothyriales, Herpotrichiellaceae.